AUGUCAAAAUCAAAGAAACAACAACAAAUUAAAUCCACAAUCGCUACUGAUCCAAAUCAGGAUACUACUGACGCUAUCGAAAAUACAGUAGACGUCCCUAUCCAAAAUACCGUAGACGUCCCUAUCCAAGUCGAUGACAACAACAACAACAACAACCAUCAAGAAACUCAAUUGGACACUUUCCACUCACCUACUCUAUCUCAACUACAAAAAUAUCCAAUUGUUCAAAAAAAUUUAAACCAUUUGAAAAAUUACAAAUUGUUCAACACCAUAUUCGACUCUACCGUAUCAAACGCAAGAAAAUUAGACUCUUAUUUGAUCAAUUCUCAAUCCACCCCUCUUCUAAUCAAAAACUCCUACAACUGGUUCAAAUCAGGUCUCUACAAAAUUGAUGAACUCUUCAGCUUGUUGUUUUUGCAAAUCGGUUUGGAAGCAAUCAUAAGCGAAUGGAAUAACCAUUCAAACCGUCCUGGUAUCUGGUUGGCUUUAUUCUACAUCGACUACUUGGCUAACGUCACAAAUAUCCUAUUAAAAGAAUUCAUCGUAAAACCAUUCAAGUUGAACAACACCCUGGUAGAAAACCCUUCAAAUAUUACAGAUAACGUCAACUUGCCUCAUGUAAACGAAUUGUCAAUCCUAACUAAAAACAUCUCAAAGGAUAUCCAAUCAAAGGUUCAAAGUGAUUACAUCAACCCAACAAAGGACAUCGCUAUUCAAAAAUACGAAACUUUGGUCAAACCAACUGCUGAUAAAUUGCAAUCCGAAAUAUUGGACCCAACUAGAGAAAAAAUUAACGCUCAAAUUGGGAAAAUAGACCAUCUAGUCAAACCUACUUACAACUCUGCUAUCGAAACUUAUCAAACUGUCUCAACUACUUAUGAAAAUAAUUUGAACAAAACUGAUAGUGUCACUCGUGCAAUGGUCGCUACUGGUAGAGAUAUUGGUAACUUAACUUUGGAAAAAUUAAAACAAGCUACUCAAGAUACAAAAGCUGAAAAACAAGAAAACAAGCAAAAUUGA
Molecule: messenger RNA, 1020 nt
Organism: Vanderwaltozyma polyspora DSM 70294
Lineage: Eukaryota; Fungi; Ascomycota; Saccharomycetes; Saccharomycetales; Saccharomycetaceae
Exons: 1
Coding region: 1-1020 (339 amino acids)
Source: RefSeq, a predicted model, not a curated record